AUGCAGCACGGGAGUUGGAACCAGCCACUCCCCAUAUCUCUGCUGCUCAAGGGCCCGGCAGGAGACCAGGCUGCUGGCGUUGAGGAGGACCAUGACGUGGUCUUGGCUGAUAAUGAUCUCUCCGAGGACCCCCGGCUGGAGGUGCAGGCCGGCAGAGGUGACUUUGUGGAUCUCACUGAAUUUCUGAACGCCGAAGAGAUCAACCGCAGUCUGGACUUGGCCUGGGAGGCCUUUGGUGACGCCGAAGAUCAGCAUCCUAAGUGCCAGGCGCAGGAUCUUAAAGAGGAGCCUGCAGAUGUUCGUCAGUCUUCGCCCUCACCUGAGAAGCUCACCUGUCACAAGCCUGCUCAGCCUCUUUACAAACAGGACAAACCUCGGCUUCUUCACGGAGACUUGGAGCUGAACGAGCGCACGUCUUCUGUCACGGAGUUCUGCAGUCGGGCCGCCACCUUCAUCGAGGAGCUCUCGUCCAUCUUCAAAGGGUCAGCACAUGUGGAGCAGCAAAUGGACGACCGCUUGUCCUCUCCGCAAGGUGGACAUCUGUCUCCUGGGAGCCAGCAAGCAGACCCUGCUGCCUCCUCCUCACCCUGCCAGUCAUCACCAAGUCAACCAUCACCAAGUCAACCAUCACCCUGCCAGCCAUCACCAUGUCAACCAUCACCAAGUCAACCAUCACCCUGCCAGCCAUCACCAACCAUCACCCUGCCAAUCAUCACCAAGUCAACCAUCACCCUGCCAACCAUCACCAAGUCAACCAUCACCCUGCCAACCAUCACCAAGUCAACCAUUCCCCUGCCAGCCAUCCCCAUGUCAACCAUCACCAUGUCAACCAUCACCAAGUCAACCAUCACCAUGCCAGCCAGAGCAGAUUACGUACCAGCAAGCAACGACAGGUCCUCCAAUGGCAGGUCCACAGGAGGUGGUUCCUGCUGCUCAGGAGCAUCAUCACUGUGA
Messenger RNA from Nerophis lumbriciformis (worm pipefish), 954 nucleotides. NCBI's taxonomy places the organism in Eukaryota, Metazoa, Chordata, Actinopteri, Syngnathiformes, Syngnathidae. The record is from RefSeq and is a predicted model, not a curated record.